ACUGUUUCCCCCUCCAUGCAGUAGCCCUCCAUAGACGACAGAUGAACAGAAGGUGGCGGCAUUUUCUUACGCGGGUGUUUUUUUUUUACCUAUUUCCGUUUCCGGUCAGAUACAGGGACCUGCGUCCGCAGUACGAUACAAUCUGAAAGAUGGCUGGGCGACGUGCUGCUUUGAAGGCCAUUGACUGGGUGGCCUUUGCGGAGAGGGUGUCCCCCAAUCAGAGGACCAUGUUCAACAACUUCAAGACACGCAGUGAUGCUGUCGCUGCCAAGUUGGCCUCCCUCCCAGCAAAGCCUGUCACCAUCGACUGGAACUUCUACAGGUCAGCCAUUGCUAAAGCGGGCAUGGUUGACGACUUUGAAAAGAAGUUCAGUGCCCUGACGAUUCCUGAGCCUGUGGACACUCAGACAGCCCAUAUAAAUACCCAGGAGACGGAGGCGAACACAGCAGCAGCAGCGUACAUCGAGGAGUCCAAAGCCCGCGUCAUGCAGUAUGAGAAAGAGCUGGACAAGUUCAACAGCAUGAUUCCUUUCGAUCAAAUGACCAUCGAAGACCUCAACGCCGCUUUCCCAGCAACGAAGCUGGAUAAGGAGAAAUAUCCGUACUGGCCACACAAGGCUAUUGCUGACUUGUAAAUGCACUGCAGCUGUUCCAACCUGAAGCUUCAUAAACAAUAUAAUUUUCUGAUGGAGAGAAAAAAGCUGUAUAGUAUAUGUAUGUCUCGUUUCAUCUGCUCAGUUUGCGAAAAAAAAAAAAAACUUGAAAUGUUGAUUCAGCGACUGUAAGGCCUGUGAAUUGAGAUACUAAACAUGUAAAUGAA
This is a messenger RNA of Lampris incognitus (smalleye Pacific opah), 820 nucleotides long. It is a transcript of the gene atp5pd, whose product is annotated as ATP synthase peripheral stalk subunit d. The coding region runs from base 150 to 635 and encodes 161 amino acids. Gene Ontology annotation, molecular function: proton transmembrane transporter activity. Gene Ontology annotation, biological process: proton motive force-driven ATP synthesis. NCBI's taxonomy places the organism in Eukaryota, Metazoa, Chordata, Actinopteri, Lampriformes, Lampridae. The transcript has 6 exons. The record is from RefSeq and is a predicted model, not a curated record.